This is a messenger RNA of Nerophis lumbriciformis (worm pipefish), 1083 nucleotides long. RefSeq names its product myozenin-2-like. Gene Ontology annotation, molecular function: FATZ binding; actin binding; telethonin binding. Gene Ontology annotation, cellular component: actin cytoskeleton; Z disc. Lineage: Eukaryota; Metazoa; Chordata; Actinopteri; Syngnathiformes; Syngnathidae. The record is from RefSeq and is a predicted model, not a curated record.
CACCCCAGUCCUGGUGCAGGAUAAACAAGAUCAGCUGUGACACACACACACACACACACACACACAGACAGACAGACAGGACGCUCAGAGGGAAAAGAUGAUGCUGAUGCACCCGGGCACGGAUGAAGUGGUCAAGCACAGGAUGUUGCAGGCCAAGUUGCUGUCGAGAGAAGCCAGAGGAGAGCGUCUGAAUCUGGGAAAGAAGAUGAGCGUUCCGCGAGACGUGAUGAUGGAGGAGCUCAACCUGCCGUCCAAUCGAGGCUCUCGUAUGUUUCAGGAGAGGCAGAAGAGACUGGAGAGGUUCACGCUGGAGAACAGCCCCGAUACUGUUCACUUCAACAUGAGCGCCCACCCGGUGACCGUUCCUCCCCCGCAAAUCACCCAGGAGCCUCGGGGAGGGAAGGAGAACCAAGCUUUUUCCAUGCCUGGUAAGCACAGCCUGGUCAUGAACCUUCAGAAGACGGUAUCAAAGAAGGGCAGUCCUGAUGUCCUGGCUCCAGGGUAUUCUGGUCCACUGAAGGAGAUUCCUCGUGAGAAGUUCAACACAACAGUGAUUCCCAGAUUAUACUGCUCUCCGUGGAGGGAAGCUUUAGGCCGGAACGAGGAUCUCCUGGAAACCCUCAACGCCCAACUGGCUCCCUUACCACAACGAUACCGCCCUGCCAACUACAGGUGCUUCAACAGGUCUCCCAUGCCUUUUGGAGGUGGAGUGGCUAGCAAGAGAGUGAUACCUGUUGUUGGCUUUGAGGCCGUCGAAUCCCAGGACCUACCUGGUGCCGCUACGGACCGCUUGUGUCAACGGCCUAAUUUCAACAGAGCGCCCGCAGGAUGGGGAGGUCAUCGCUGUCCUGAAUCUAAUGACUUAUGAAAAGAACCAAUCAGCUUCAGACUACCAUGCAGCUCUAACAAAGAAAUGAAGAGUUAUUUUCACAGGAUGACACAGAAUUAUCAAGAUGCGUAAAGAUGAUCAGUUCAACGCUACAUGUUUCUGUCACCUUUGGUUUAUUUAUAUACACUGGGGCUAUCAUCUUAAUAGGAGAAAAUAAUAUUCAAAGAAAAACAACUCUUAAUAAACUAUGUCAU